Messenger RNA from Trichoderma harzianum CBS 226.95, 1668 nucleotides. RefSeq lists its product as hypothetical. Lineage: Eukaryota; Fungi; Ascomycota; Sordariomycetes; Hypocreales; Hypocreaceae. Gene Ontology annotation, molecular function: ATP binding; calcium/calmodulin-dependent protein kinase activity. The record is from RefSeq and is a predicted model, not a curated record. Gene Ontology annotation, biological process: protein phosphorylation; cellular response to oxidative stress. The transcript is spliced from 6 exons. Bases 233 to 1375 code for a protein of 380 amino acids.
AUUUAAUCUCAGCCGUCGCAUGUAGCUCCUUCAGCUGUCUCUCUUGCUCUGCUGUCCUGUGGUUGUCGCCUCCUGGCCGCUGCUUCUCUCCUCCUUCUUCCGGGCUGCCUCUUGGCCUGUUUAAAUUACGUCCUUGGUGUAUCUGCGCUUGUCAGUUAGACCUGUGCUCGAAUCGCAAACUCGGCUUGAAUACCGCUUCUCGCAUCCCACAGAUACCCCGCCAGACCUCAAGAUGAGUUUCGCUGGCAUGCUAAACCGCCUCCAUGGCCAACCCGAAAGCUAUGAGAAAAAAUCAAAGUACAAGUUCGGACGCACUCUUGGUGCUGGCACUUAUGGUGUCGUUCGCGAGGCAGAGGGCCCUACCGGCAAGGUGGCCGUCAAGAUCAUCUUGAAAAAGAACGUCAAAGGCAAUGAGCAGAUGGUCUAUGAUGAGCUUUCUAUGCUGCAGCGACUAAAGCAUCCUCACAUCGUCAAGUUUGUCGAUUGGUUCGAGUCCAGAGACAAGUUCUACAUUGUUACUCAGUUGGCCACAGGAGGAGAGCUCUUUGAUCGUAUCUGCGACAGGGGCAAGUUCACUGAGAAAGACGCAUCUCAAACAAUCAAGCAAGUUCUCAACGCUGUUGACUACCUGCAUAAGAAUGAUGUCGUUCACAGAGAUCUUAAGCCCGAGAACCUCAUCUAUGUGACUCCUGACGAUGACUCUGACCUUGUGUUGGCGGAUUUUGGUAUUGCCAAGACUCUGGACAGCAAGGACGAGACACUCAAGACCAUGGCUGGCUCUUUUGGCUACGCAGCUCCCGAAGUCAUGGCCAAGCAAGGGCACGGAAAACCAGUCGACAUGUGGUCUAUGGGUGUCAUUACCUACACCCUGCUCUGUGGCUACUCUCCUUUCCGAAGUGAAAACCUGCAGGAUCUUCUUGAAGAGUGCACCAGAGGAAAUGUCAUCUUCCAUGAGAGAUACUGGAAGGAUGUCAGCUCCGACGCCAAGGACUUCAUCAACUGUCUCCUUGUCCCAGAACCCAACAAGAGAUGGACUAGCGAGCAAGCUUUGGGUCAUAUCUGGCUGAGUGGCCAGACCGCCACCGACCACAACUUGUUGCCAGAAAUCGAGGCCUUCCGAAGACGCUCUCGCCUCCGUCGUGCCAUCGAAAUCGUCAAGCUCCAAAACCGAAUCAACAAGCUCCGAGAGCACGAAGAAGACCCCGAGAACUCAGAGAUGGGAGACGCAUCGGCUGGCGAUGAUAAGAAGGAUGGCGCGCGACUGCAUGCCCUCGGUCUCUUUGCUCUCAAGGAUGUUAAGCAGAAGCAGGAGACAUUGCAGAUGGAGGAGGAAAUGGGAAAGGAAGCGAAGAGACGUAGCUUUACCGAGAAUUAAAGGUCUCGAAAGAGGAGGAUUGCUUUCAGCAACUUUUUUAUUGCAUAUACCUUGGGUCUUUUUUUUACCAAUUUUGGUUAUCCAAAUAUGAUUUCCUGCAAUUUUUUUUUUUGGUUUCUUCUCUCGCACCAGCAACCAAUUAUCGUUACUUGAUACUGCUAUGUAUCUCCUCGCAGGGAUAAUGAUGCCUUUUACAACACAGAAAUAUCAAUCAUCAUAGUUGCAAAUCAUGUUAAGGCAAUGGAGAUUCUUUUCUUCUUCUUACACUUCAGGUAGAGCCUAUCUCUUUAAGU